AACAAAAUAAAAAAGGCCAACACAUAUAUUGUGUGUGUAUAUAUACACAUUUUAGGGCUUGUUCGAUCUCUACUCAGUGUAAGCCGUACAGUUUGUUCAGAUAAUCUGGUUAUUCGAUUAUCAAUUAUCUCUCUCGUUUCUCUUUUCUCAUGAUAAAGUUUGAUAAAUUGUGGAUUUGAGUGCGGAGUUUGAAUUGCGGUUAGUUAAUUGUGUACUGGUUUGUGUGAGUAACGGAGAGGUGAUCGUUUCCGUGUUCCGAGCUGUUCCGUUCGUGGUAGUUAUGAUUUGUUAUUUCGGUUGCUCGGAGUUUGAAUAAGAAGUGGAAUGGCUCAGCAAUCGUCGCGGCUUCAUAGGCUGCUUACUUUACUGGACACUGGCUCUACACAAGCAACAAGGUUUACAGCAGCUCGGCAGAUAGGGGAUAUUGCAAAAUCAUAUCCACAGGACUUGAACUCCCUGUUAUUUAAGGUUUCUCAAUACCUCCAUAGUAAAAACUGGGAUACUAGAGUUGCUGCUGCUCAUGCCAUCGGAGCUAUCGCUGAGAGUGUCAAGCAUGCAUCGUUGACUGAUCUCUGUAAGUGUGUCGAAAAGAAGAUGUUAGAGGAAGAGAUUCCUGGUUCUGCAGAAGAAGUUGUUGCAUGGCCCAGCUAUGAUUCUAAUUUUGUUACCGGGGCUUCUUUAAGAAGCUAUGACCUGAACAAGGUGUUGGAGUUUGGGGCACUGUUAGCAUCUGGUGGGCAGGAGUAUGAUAUUGCAAGUGAAAAUACCAAGAACCCAAAGGAGAGAUUAGCUAGACAAAAACAGAAUCUUAAGAGGCGACUGGGUUUGGAUGUGUGCGAGCAGUUCAUGGAUGUCAACGAUAUGAUUAGAGACGAAGAUCUUAUUGCGCAGAAAUCUCACUCUCCUGCAAAUGAUAUAGCGUCACAAUAUUAUAAGUCAAGAUCAAUGCAUAAUGUCAGGCAACUAGUUACAAAUAUGGUUCCAAGUUUCAGAUCUAGGAGGCCAAGCGCUAGAGAAUUGAAUCUUUUGAAACGCAAAGCCAAAAUUAAUAUGAAAGACCAAACAAAAGUUUGGGGCAACGAGGCUGAUAUAGAGGAACAACAUAUUCAAGAAGUGGCUUCACCUAAGGGAUUUCGUCCAGACUUUUCGACCCAUAAUAAGGUACUUUCAGAUUCUAUUACUGAUGAAGACGGCAUUGAGGAUGAUGGAGAUGAGGUCUGGCCUUUCCAUAGCUUUGUUGAACAACUCAUUCUUGACAUGUUUGAUCCUGUUUGGGAGGUUCGACAUGGCAGUGUCAUGGCUUUGAGAGAAAUUUUAACGCAUCAAGGUGCUUCUGUGGGGAUUUCGAUGCCUGACCUCGGUGGUGAUUGUGCGUUGCCCUCUGAUAAUAAAGAUAAAAGUACCAGAAUUACAUUGAAGAGAGAGAAAGAGAUUGAUUUGAACAUGCAAGUUGCAGCAGAUGAGUAUGUGUCUACUCCGAAGAGACUAAAGCUGGAAGACUCAUCAUCCCAGAUUUUAGAUGUGAUGAUUCCAAGCAGCAUUAAUGGUUGCUCUGAUGGGAGUAUAAAAGUUGAAGCUAGUAGUAUGAUUUUGGGUUCUCUGCAGGCUAAUGGCGAGCUUACUGCUAGUUGUGUAAAGGUGGAGUACGAACCUUGCGUUGGAAGUGGUGGGUGUUCAUCCGAAGCUCUGGAUGGGUUUAAAGGAAAAAGUUUUUCAGAAAGUAAAGUCUCCAUUGGAAAGACUGACUUGCUAAAUGUUAUACCUGAAAAUUGUGAGCUGACGAAAUUUGUUAAGCUGGCUAGGCAUUCAUGGCUUAAACAUUCAGAAUUUCUUCAAGAUUGUGCUGUGCGUUUUUUGUGUGUAUUGUCACUUGAUCGUUUUGGGGACUACGUCUCUGAUCAGGUUGUUGCUCCUGUUCGGGAAACUUGUGCACAAGCUUUAGGUGCCGUGUUCAAGUACAUGCAUCCUAAGCUAGUUUUUGAGACUUUGAAUAUAUUAUUACAAAUGCAGUGUAGACCAGAGUGGGAAAUUCGACACGGUAGUCUUUUGGGUAUCAAAUAUUUGGUUGCUGUGCGACAGGAGAUGCUUCAUGAUUUGCUUGACCAUGUUCUUCCUGCAUGUAAGGCUGGGUUGGAAGAUCCUGACGAUGAUGUUAGAGCAGUUGCUGCAGAUGCCUUAAUACCCACUGCAUCUGCUAUCAUCUCUUUAAAGGGUCAAACUUUAUAUUCUAUAGUUAUGCUGCUAUGGGAUAUCUUGCUUGACCUAGAUGAUUUAAGUCCAUCAACUAGCAGUGUAAUGAAUCUUCUGGCAGAAAUAUAUUCUCAGGAUCAGAUGAUGUCCGGAGCCUUGGAUACAAAAAAAGACCCUGGAUUUGAUCUUAAUGAAGCAUUUUGCGCAGAUGAAACUGGAGUAGGGAUGAACUCCAAAGAAAAUCCAUUCAUGUUAUCGGUAUUGGCGCCAAGAUUAUGGCCAUUUAUGAGGCAUAGCAUUACAUCAGUUCGUUAUUCUGCUAUUCGCACUUUGGAGCGACUGCUUGAAGCUGGGUACAGAAAGAGCGUAUCUAUGUCAACUUCUUCCUUCUGGCCAUCGUAUAUUUUGGGUGAUACCCUCAGGAUCGUUUUCCAGAAUAUGCUGCUUGAAUCCAGUGAUGAAAUUUUAGAGUGUUCAGAAAGGGUUUGGAGGCUGCUUCUUCAGUGCCCAGUGGAAGACUUGGAUGCUGCUUCUAAGAUGUACAUAUCUUCUUGGAUAGAGCUUGCAGCCACUCCAUAUGGUUCACCGCUAGAUGCUAAGAAAAUGUUUUGGCCUGUAGCUAUUCCUCGUAAAAGUCACUUUAAAGCUGCAGCAAAGAUGAGAGCUGUAUAUCAUGAAUUUGAUGCAUCUAAAAAUAUUACCAUAGGUUCUGCAGAAGGUCCCAUUCCUCAGGAAAAGAGUGGAGAUACUUCCAUCAGCUCUGUUAAGAUAAUUGUCGGUGCUGACAUGGAAAUUUCAGUCACACAUACCCGAGUAGUUACAGCAACAGCUUUGGGAAUUUUGGCAUCCAAGUUAUAUGAGAUUUCUGCUGAAUAUAUAGUCGAUCCCCUAUGGAAGACUGUCACAUCUAUAUCUGGAGUUCAGCGCCAGGUAGCUGCGAUGGUUGUAAUUUCUUGGUUCAAAGACAUUAAUAGCAGAAGCCUUUCAGAUGUCAAAGGCGCCAAAUCUGACUUAUUUAUCAAUCUUAAGAAUUGGUUGUUGAAUCUGUUAGCAUGCACUGACCCUGCAUUCCCCACAAAAGAUUCACUUUCUCCUUAUGCUGAACUUUCGAGAACAUAUGCAAAGAUGCGCAACGAGGCAAAUCAAUUGUUCGUUUCAGUCGAGUCAAGUGGCAUGCAUAAAGAUUUUAUGUCAUCUCUUAAAUUUAAUCUGCAGAGCCUGACUCCAGAUGAUGCAAUCAAUUUUGCAUCAAGUGUUCCACCAGUAACCGUUAAUGAUGAUGCUGCCGGGGAAGACUCUGUAGGGAGGCCGACUGCUGAUGAUUGGGAAUCGCUAAAGCAAAGACUUUUAACUACUUCAGGUUAUUUAAAAUGCGUUCAGGGCAACUUGCAUGUUACUGUAUGUGCUCUAGUUGCUGCAGCAGUUGUUCAUAUGUCUGAUCUUCCUGCAAAACUAAAUCCAGUUAUUUUACCCUUGAUGGCAUCAGUGAAAAGGGAACAGGAGGAAGUACUGCAGGAUAAGGCAGCUGAGGCCCUUGCUGAACUUAUAUAUCACUGUACUGCACGCAAGCCUAGUCCCAAUGACAAGCUAAUUAAGAAUAUUUGUAAUCUGACCUGCACGGAUCCACGUGAAACUCCUCAAGUUGGAGUCCUUAGUUCUUCAGAUAUUCUUGAAAAUCAGGAUUUCAUUGUAACUAGUAGCAGUAAACCGAAGUCAAAAACCCAGAUGGUGGCUUCUAGUGAAGAUCGAUUGAAAGCAGAGGGAUUUAUUAGUAGGCGAGGUUCUGAACUUGCACUGAAGCAUUUGUGCAGUAAGUUUGGUUCAACAUUGUUUGAUAAGCUUCCUAAGCUGUGGGACUGCCUCACAGAAAUCCUGAAGCCAGUUAGUAUUGAGGGGUUAACUGCACCAGAUGAACAUAUUGCUCAGUCUAUUGAUUGUGUAAAUGAUCCUCAGAUGUUGAUAAAUAAUAUUCAGAUGGUAUGUUCGAUUUCUCCCUUCCUGGAUGAGAGUAUAAGACCAAAGCUACUCAUGCUUCUUCCAGGAAUUUUCAGAUGUGUUCGCCAUUCUCAUGUAUCUGUUAGACUAGCUGCUUCUCGGUGCAUUACAUCAAUGGCCAAAUCAAUGACGGGGAAUGUGAUGGGUAUCAUAAUUGAAAAUGUUAUUACCAUGUUGGGUGACAUGACAUCUGUACAUGCCAGACAAGGAGCUGGAAUGCUUGUUACGCUGCUUGUUCCUGGAUUGGGAGUGGAGCUGGUCCCUUAUGCUUCUCUGUUAGUUGUUCCUCUCCUAAGGUGUAUGAGCGAUUGUGAUCAUACUGUGAGGCAGAGUGUCACACACAGUUUUGCUGCACUUGUACCUCUUCUUCCACUAGCUAGGGGACUCGACCCACCUAAAGGCUUAAGUGAAGGCUUGUCCAAAAACACUGAAGAUGCAAAUUUUCUGGAGCAACUUGUUGACAACUCACACAUAGAGGAUUACAACCUUGCCACCGAAUUAAAAGUCACGCUAAGGAGGUAUCAGCAGGAAGGUAUUAACUGGUUAGCAUUUUUGAAGCGUUUUAACCUACAUGGUAUCUUAUGUGAUGACAUGGGUCUUGGUAAAACUCUUCAAGCAUCAGCUAUUGUAGCGUCGGACAUAGCAGAACACCGUAACAGUGAUGAUAAUGGGCAUCCAUCUUCUUCAUUGAUUAUAUGUCCGUCGACCCUUGUUGGACAUUGGGUCUUUGAGAUAGAAAAGUUCAUUGAUGCCUCUGUAAUAACUACACUCCAGUAUGUUGGUUCUGCUCAAGAACGAGUUUCGCUUAGUUCCCAGUUUGAUAAGUACAAUGUCAUUGUAACAUCGUAUGAUGUGGUUCGGAAAGAUAUUGAUACUCUUAAACAGGUUUUGUGGAAUUAUUGUAUAUUAGACGAGGGACAUAUUAUCAAAAACCCAAAGUCUAAAAUCACCUGUGCUGUAAAACAAUUAAAGGCCCAGCAUCGUCUCAUACUGAGCGGAACUCCAAUUCAGAACAAUGUCUUGGAUCUGUGGUCCCUUUUUGACUUUCUAAUGCCGGGGUUUCUUGGUACUGAUAGACAAUUCCAAGCCACUUAUGGAAAACCCUUGCUGGCAUCCAGAGAUUCUAAAUGCUCAGCCAAGGAUGCUGAAGCAGGCGCACUUGCCAUGGAAGCAUUGCACAAACAGGUUAUGCCCUUCCUCCUACGUCGAACAAAAGCUGAAGUCUUGUCUGAUUUGCCGGAAAAAAUUAUCCAGGACCGAUAUUGUGAUCUGAGCAAUGUCCAGUUAAAACUUUAUGAACAGUUUUCUGGUUCACAAGUAAGGGAAGACAUUACAAGUAUGGUUAAGGUGAAUGAGGCUGACCAUGGAGAAGAAAUCGCUUCGUCAAAAGCAUCAUCCCAUGUUUUCCAGGCACUUCAGUUCUUGCUAAAACUUUGUAGUCAUCCGUUGCUCGUUGUUGGUGAAAAGACUCCAGAUUCUCUCAUUAAGCUUCUGCCAGAUCACUUCCCUGCAGGUGCUGAUAUUGCUUCAGAACUUCAUAAGCUUCAUCACUCUCCAAAACUAGUUGCCCUUCAGCAAAUUUUGGAAGAGUGUGGGAUUGGUCUGGAAGCAUCAAGUUCUGAAGGCUCCCUAAAUGUCGGACAACACAGAGUUCUAAUAUUUGCUCAGCACAAGGCCUUUCUGGACAUAAUAGAAAAGGAUUUGUUUCACGCCCAUAUGAAGACUGUCACAUACUUGCGGCUGGAUGGCUCAGUUGAACCAGAAAAGCGUUUUGAUAUAGUAAAAGCUUUCAACUCAGAUCCUACUAUUGAUGCCUUGCUGCUUACUACGCAUGUUGGCGGUCUUGGUCUUAAUCUGACAUCAGCAGACACCCUUGUUUUUAUGGAGCAUGACUGGAACCCAAUGAGAGAUCAUCAGGCAAUGGACAGAGCACACAGAUUGGGCCAGCGUAAGGUUGUCAAUGUUCAUCGUCUCAUCAUGCGAGGAACUUUGGAAGAGAAAGUAAUGAGUCUGCAAAAGUUUAAGGUGUCGGUCGCAAAUGCUAUCAUCAACGCAGACAAUGCUAGUCUUAAAACAAUGAAUACAGAUCAGUUACUUGAUCUAUUUACAUCAGCCGAAAGCAAAAAGGGAGCUACUAUGUCGAAGACAUCUGAUAUGAAUGUUGAUAGCGAGUCUAAAUUACCUGGAACUGGGAAGGGGUUAAAAGCAAUACUUGGUGGACUGGAGGAGCUUUGGGAUCAAUCACAAUAUACUGAAGAGUACAACCUGAGCCACUUCCUAGCCAGACUGAAUGGCUAAACACAAGUGUAUGACAUGUACAGGAGUUGAUCUUAGAUAAAGUAUCUUGCAAAAAACAGUAGUGGCUGACUCUUAGUUCUACACCACGUGGUGCAGAUUCCUCAGUCAGUUGCUGAUGAUUUUGAUAUUUUUAGUAUUAGUUUUUUUGCUACCCUUAGCCUUUUCUUCUCUUUCUCUUUAUGUUCUUUAUAGUUGCGGAGGCCAUGAAGAUUCAGUUUUGGUUAGUCUUGACUCGGGAGUGAGUCUGGUUAGAGUAAAGCUAGGCCAAAAUCAGGAAAAAGCAAAAAUGUAUUGAGAUUGUAAAUACAUUAUUUUUUUCCCUCCUGAAAUGAAAGGUUAAUCUAACCCAAAGAGAUUUGAGCAAUGAUGUUUUAUAUCUUAUGAUUUAAGAAACCUUUUGGUUGACACUUGACAGAGAUAUCGCUGUCAUGGUGGUGAAGCUUAUAAGCAAUUAUGGGGACUGAUUCUAGAAACCCUUGUGACAGCAUCAUCACGGUGCCACUACAGAUGUGUUAACUGGUUGCUGGGAGCUGGGAAGUAUGUUAAGCUGAAACUUCUAAUUAAGCGUUUAUGUUCUCUGGUGGAGGUCCGGAGGUCCAGCAAUCCAACUAACAAUAAAUAGAUUUGUUCAUUUUUUUAGUUAUUUAUUUAUUAUAUUUUUCCAUAGUGAAUCCCCUGUAAAGUUUAUUAUGUGAGAUCUAUAAAAUUGCAUUAAAUAUUGAAGCAA
This is a messenger RNA of Daucus carota subsp. sativus, 7210 nucleotides long. Its product is annotated as TATA-binding protein-associated factor BTAF1. The record is from RefSeq and is a predicted model, not a curated record. Gene Ontology annotation, molecular function: ATP-dependent chromatin remodeler activity; DNA binding; ATP hydrolysis activity. NCBI's taxonomy places the organism in Eukaryota, Viridiplantae, Streptophyta, Magnoliopsida, Apiales, Apiaceae. Bases 325 to 6483 code for a protein of 2052 amino acids. The transcript is spliced from 30 exons.